Molecule: messenger RNA, 640 nt
Organism: Branchiostoma belcheri (Belcher's lancelet)
Lineage: Eukaryota; Metazoa; Chordata; Leptocardii; Amphioxiformes; Branchiostomatidae
Exons: 5
Coding region: 120-545 (141 amino acids)
Biological process (GO): fatty acid transport
Cellular component (GO): cytosol; nucleus
Molecular function (GO): fatty acid binding
Source: RefSeq, a predicted model, not a curated record
UCUACCGGCACAAAGUACAAAUAGUGCAACGCCAGCGUUUUCACAGGCACACACCUGACAGAACCUCCCCCAGACCAUACCGACUUCAGCCGCCAGAGAAGCCGAGACACCGCAACAAGAUGCCUUUUCCCGUAGACAAAUUUUGUGGAACCUGGAAGCACGGAAAUCAUUCCGACAACUACCCUCAGAUCAUGGAGAAAAUUGGCGUCACACCCGAGAAGUUCAAGAAGAUGCAGGAAUCUUCCUUCCCCGUCAACGCAUCUCUGACAGGAGACAAGCUGUGCUUCAAGGUUGAGUUCAUGGGGAAGACUUGGGAGAGCAACUUCACCCUGGGAGUGGAGGGAGAGGAGGAAGAUGCGCACACUGGCAGGAUGAGAAAGGUGACCUACACCAUAGAAGGAGACAACCUGAUCUCCGUGUACCCUGACCAUGACGGGAAGGGACUUACCGCGCGCGUCUGCCGCCAUUUUGUUGACGACGACACCAUUCACACGGACUUCAAAGCUGGAGACGUGGAGGGUUGGACUCAAUCCAAGCGCUGCUAGACGUCCGAGAGAACGUUGACCCCAGUGGACCAAACAAAACGACUUUACUUCGAUUUUUGUAGUAAUUUGCUCUGAAUAAAUCAUCUGAACAUGUA